GCUAGCCUGUUAUAUACUAGGUUUAGAUAUAGUCUUUCUGAUCUGUGGUGUAAAAUGUUUAAUUGUCUCUAAUCUGUGCAUUACCUCAUGUUAUUUCUUUAACACUCUUUCUAAUCUGUGUUAUUGAUUCUAUUAGGCAGCCGUCGUAAGAGCAAUGUGGUAUUUGACCUCUGAGAAUGAUCGUAGGGUCAUUUAUAUUCUUCCUGAUACAGAAAUAACAAUUGGCCGAAAUGUGGAUUCUCAACACAACUCUUUUUCCAUACCUAACGAUGCUUCAAUUAGUAGAAAACAUGCUACAUUGUCCGUUAUUAAAAGUUGCUUGUAUUUACAAGACUUGGGGUCAAGAUAUGGAACUUUUGUCAACGAUUCCUGUGAGCAAAUUGAAAGCAAUUCGUUAAUUAAAUUGCAUGACAAAGACGUGGUGAAGUUUGGAAAAUUAAACAAUGUUUGGCAAGUUAACGAAGUGAAUUUUAUUACAUGCACAUCUACAUUGAAGGGUGAGAACCUUCAGAAUUUAAAAUUGUGUCUUAGUAAGUUCGGAGGCAUCCUAAAAAGUGAAUGGGAUGAUUCUUGCAUGUAUUUAACUAUGCCAGCAUUAACUUUGACUAUAAAAGUUGUGUUAGCAUUAGUACAAGGCUCACUCAUUGUAACCACAGAAUUUUGGAAUAAGUGUUUGGAAGCUGUCAAUAACAAUACAUUAAUGCCUAAACCAAGUAAUUUCACACCACAAAUAGUAGAGUCAACACUUAAUAAAGAUAUUGUAUCAUUUUUACCUAAUAAUAGUAGGAAAAUAUUAUUUGCUGGGAAAAAAAUUGUAUUUUUCUCAAGAAAACAAUUUGAAAUGUAUAAGGUAGUGUUGAUGAAAAGUGCUGGUACUGCCAUAUUAUUAAGUGAUACAAAGAUGACAAAGUCCAUGUUAUGUGAACAAGAUAAAAUUUUUAUUCAGUAUAAUGUAACUAACUCUGACACUGACAAUUUAAAAAGUCAGAUAAAUGACAUAAUAAACCAUUUAAAGAAUAAUGGUAAAAGAGUUAUUGCUGAUGCAGAAAUUGGUUUAGCAAUAUUAUAUUGUUCUAUUGAGAAAUACUGUAAUCCUGAUUUUAAUUUUUCAUCUGAAGUGAUUAAACAAAAACCAAGUGGAAUUAUGCAAUCAGUUACUGUUCUUGCACAAGAAUCGCAAGAUUCAAACAAAAUAGAAAAUAAAAAAGAUAAUGUAGUAAUAAAUGAAAGUAUGACAUCAGAAAUUAAUCAGAGUAAUCUUUCAAAAAGAAGAUUAAGUAAUGAUGGAGAUGUAAGUCAUGGUAAUGCAAUGAAAAAAUUAGCCACUGAAAGUGUAACUGCCUGUAAUAGAAGUAAUAAAAGAAAAAAUUGUGAAGAUGUAAAUGGACAAGAAUCAAAUCCUAAUAAAAAACUUGCUUCCAAUAAUCAUAAUAAUGAUGAUGAUCUUUUUAAUUUUAUUACUCCUGUUCAUACAGCUAAAAAUCCAGAAAAAAAACUUAAUCUUUUAAAACCAAUUAAAAGGAAGCAAGACAUGAGAGGUGAUGAUGAAGAUGAAUUAUUCAAUUUUAUUGAGGAUAAAAAGCCUUUGCUUGGUGAUAGCACAAAACAUGGCAUUUUUAAGACCAAGCAUGUGCAUAGUAACUCAGAUGAUGAAAUAGAAUUUGAUAGUCCUAUAGCUCCAAAAAGUAAAAGUGCUGAAUGUAGUGAUGUAGACAUAUCAGCUUUAAGGGGUUGUAAACUUGAAGAAUUAAGGAAGAAUAAUAUGAAUAUAACUUCUAAUAUUAACAUUCAUAAACUUAAGCAAGAAAUGACUGAUGAUUUGGAUGAAAAAAUGAAUAAACUUGAUAUAGGCACUAUUGUUGUGACUGUUAAGAAGGAACUAAUUGUCAAAAAAGAGCCCUAUGUUGUAGAUUUGCAUAAUAAUUCAGUGAAAAAUUUUAAGAAAUUUCAAAAGGUGUGGCCUUUAAAACAUCAGUCAAUAACUAUUACAAGAUCAUCUAUGAAUGUUAUGGUUCCAAAUUUACCUAAUCAGCAGGAAAUAUGUUCACAAAGUUAUGAUUAGCAUUGAGGAUAAUAUUGUAAAAUAAAACUUCAUUUUCAUUUAUUUCUUUAUUUGUAUACAAUACAAUAAAACAUUUAUAAUAAUCAA
This is a messenger RNA of Galleria mellonella (greater wax moth), 2149 nucleotides long. RefSeq names its product nibrin (gene nbs). The record is from RefSeq and is a predicted model, not a curated record. Gene Ontology annotation, cellular component: Mre11 complex. The transcript has 2 exons. The coding region runs from base 155 to 2062 and encodes 635 amino acids. Gene Ontology annotation, molecular function: protein binding; damaged DNA binding. Gene Ontology annotation, biological process: mitotic G2 DNA damage checkpoint signaling; double-strand break repair via homologous recombination. Lineage: Eukaryota; Metazoa; Arthropoda; Insecta; Lepidoptera; Pyralidae.